Messenger RNA from Drosophila takahashii, 2037 nucleotides. It is a transcript of the gene Nup54, whose product is annotated as nuclear pore complex protein Nup54. Gene Ontology annotation, molecular function: structural constituent of nuclear pore. Gene Ontology annotation, biological process: NLS-bearing protein import into nucleus; protein localization to nuclear inner membrane; nuclear pore organization. NCBI's taxonomy places the organism in Eukaryota, Metazoa, Arthropoda, Insecta, Diptera, Drosophilidae. The record is from RefSeq and is a predicted model, not a curated record. Gene Ontology annotation, cellular component: nuclear pore; nuclear pore central transport channel.
AAGCGCCAAAUUCUUACGUUUAUUAGGAUUAAGACUAUUUUUAUUGAACUAAAACAGAGGAUUAGCAACGCAGCCUUUAGGAAAGGCAUUCCAAAUUCUCCGGCAACGCAUCAUUCUUGAGAUUUCCGCACCAUGUCCUUCUUCGGAGCCAACACGUCGUUGGGAGCAACGAGCACGCCGCAAAAGACAACUGGUGGCCUCUUUGGAUCGCCGUUUGGAGCUCAGGCGGCCGCCAGCCAGCCAGCACCGGCUUUUGGAACCCAGACCGCACCGACAUCGGCCUUUGGCACCGCACAACCGGCUGCAUCUGCCUUUGGAGCUGGUUCCGCCUUUGGAGCACCCGCCGCCGCCACCGCUCCUGCUUUUGGUGCCCAGGCUGCGCCGGCUUUCGGAGCCGCCACCUCAACUCCCGGCUUCGGGGGCUCCGCCUUUGGCAGUGCUCCGGCCUUUGGACAGACUGCCACCACAGCAGCGGGCACGGGUCUCGGCGGCGGUGGCUUUGGUGGAUUUGGAGCAGCUCCCGCGACGAGUCAGGCCAGUUUGUUCGGCGCCCCGGCGACCAGUGCAGCUCCACCGGCUUUCAGUGGAUUCGGCCAGCCUGCAGCGGCGAGUGCAGCGCCAUCAAGUGGAUUUGCAGGCUUUGGAACGACUACCACAUCGGCACCUGCUUUCGGCGGCUUUGGAACCAACCAGUCAACUGGCUUUGGAGGCGGAGCCUUCGGUUCCACCUUUGGAAAGCCAGCGAAUUCAACAGUCACGCCGGGAUUCGGUGGCUUUGGGGGCACCAACUUCAUGCUUGGACAGCCGCAACAGCAGCCAGCUCCUAUUUCAGCCGACGAGGCGUUUGCCCAAUCGAUUCUGAAUGUUUCCAUUUUUGGCGAUGACCGGGAUAAAAUAGUGGCAAAGUGGAACUACUUGCAGGCCACCUGGGGCACUGGCAAGAUGUUCUACUCGCAGAGUGCGGCGCCGGUGGACAUUACGCCGGAGAACCUGAUGUGCCGCUUCAAGGCCAUCGGUUAUAGUCGAAUGCCUGGGAAAGAUAACAAACUGGGAUUGGUGGCUCUGAAUUUCUGCAGAGAACUUUCUGCCGUUAAGCCCCACCAGCAGCAAGUGGUUCAAACCCUGCACAGCCUGUUCGGCAGCAAGCCCAACAUGCUGGUUCACAUUGACUCGAUCAAAGAGCUGGAGAACAAAAAGUGCCAGAUGGUGAUCUACGUGGAGGAGAAACUGCAGCAUGCGCCCAACGAAAGCAAGCGUAUUCUGGCCACCGAACUCUCGAACUACCUGAAUCAGGCAUCGCUAAAGCCGCAACUGAAUAAUCUGGGCAUUGGCGAGGCCUUGGCCCUCGUUCUUCCCGACGAGGAUCAGCUGAAGGAGUACCUGGAGAAUCCCCCGCGAGGCGUGGAUCCACGCAUGUGGCGCCAGGCCAAUUCGGAUAAUCCGGAUGCCAGCAAAUUCAUACCCGUGCCCAUGGUGGGUUUCAGCGAUCUGAAGUGGCGCGUCAAGUGCCAGGAACAGGAAACGGACACGCAUGCCUUGUAUAUGAAGAAGGUGGAGAGUGAACUCACGGAACUAAGACAGCGUCAUGCCACGGCCACAGCCAAGAUUCUGGAGCAUAAACGAAAGUUAGCCGAGCUCGGACAUCGCAUACUCAGGAUCAUUGUAAAGCAAGAGUGCACGCGUAAGGUGGGCACCUCUUUGACGCCCGAGGAAGAGGCCAUGCGCACUAAGCUCCAGAAUAUGCAGGCCGUCGUCUCCGCUCCCACGCAGUUCAAGGGUCGCCUCAGCGAGCUGCUCUCCCAGAUGCGCAUGCAGCGCAAUCAGUUCGCCGGCAACGGAGGAGCCGAGUAUGCUAUCGACAAGGAGGCCGAGGACGAGAUGAAGACCUUCUUGACAAUGCAGCAACGCGCCAUGGAGGUGCUGAGCGAAACGGUCAACAAGGACCUGAAGGCUCUGGAUGUUAUCAUUAAGGGACUGCCCGAGCUGCGGCAAUCGUGAUGUUGAAUAAAUCCCUCAUAUAUGUUGAAUACAACGAGA